AUGCCAUCUCGCUUUUGCACGUCUGCUUCGAACGGCCAACCAUAUUUCCUUGGCUCUUCUUCGAAUUGGUCAUUCUCUCGGCAAGUUCUGAGUGUGACACAUGAACAUGUUUGCCAAUCUCCACUUCCGACCAACAGUCUUCUGUUCGACGGCUGUGCAUAUGACCUCGGAUGGAAUGGCUCUCGAACCGCACAAACCUUGGACAGUCGUCCGAUACCGAGCUAUGACUACGCCAUUUUCCUCAUCAACGCGGUCAAAUUCCAUUGUGGCCAAAUGUUCCAUCUCUUCGAAGAGGAUGAGUUCAUGGACAACAUGCAAACCUUUUACUCGAAAUCGUCUACCGACAGAGCAGAAGAGGAUACUCUUUGGUUUAUACACUUCCUUGUAGUCUUGUCCUUCGGGAAGAGUCUCAUCCAACGAAAGAACCAAGGGAAAAGACCCUCAGGGGCCGAGUUCUUCGUCAGGGCGCUUCAACUCAUUCCCGAUGUGACUGCUCUUUGUAAACAGCCCAUUAUGUCGACAGAAAUUCUCUGCUGCAUCGCUUGGUACUAUCAAGCUUUGGAUUUCCGACACGCGGCUCACAAUUUUAUAGGACAGGCAAAAAGCAUAGCAAUGAACUAUGGCAUGCAUACGGAUAUGCCAAUAAUGGACUUGGGACCGGGCCUUGUCCAAAGAUGUCGUAAAAUCUGGUGGACCGUUUACGUCUUGGACCGGCAAAUGACUUCUCUGAUGGGUCUUCCCCAGUCCACACUAGAUGAAGGAGUAUACUGCCAACUGCCUUCGUACCCAGGCUCAGCUCACCGUACCGCUGCGUUGAGUAUGCAAAUCAAAUUCGCUCGAAUCAUUGCCGAGAUCAGCAGUACUGUCUACGGCGCAAAUGGUCGGCUGAACAAGAAAUUCGUUCUCAGUACAAAGACAGUCCUACAGAGCAUCGUUGCGGUGGCCGAUGAGUUGCGCAACUCAUUUCCACUGCAUGCCGACGAGCGUUUCGACGAAAGCCAGUCACCAUGGCUCGAAAAGUCAAACAACAUUCUUGAGGAAAUGAUUGCCAGCGGCAAUCUCAUUGCCGAGUUCCGGAAGAAUGAGAUGCAACAACUGGGGGAGAUGCUAGUCGAGUUCGAAGCCACUCGGCCUCGCGCAUUGAGCGGCUUCGUCACUGCGCCUGCGGGAUCAUCUUGGCAACACACAAACACAGGCCCCCCAAGAUCGGUGCAGGUGGAUAAAGAUUCUUUGCCGGGCUAUAGGGUACUCCCCAAAGACAACAGCGGCCAGGCGGAGGACCUGACUACGCAACAGAUUAUCGAUGUUGUCAAUUCGUUAGAGUGGGAAGACAAUGAGUGGAUGUCUCUCACCAUGAUUGAAGAGGAGACCUGA
Colletotrichum graminicola M1.001 is the source of this 1374-nucleotide messenger RNA. RefSeq names its product fungal specific transcription factor domain-containing protein. The record is from RefSeq and is a predicted model, not a curated record. Bases 1 to 1374 code for a protein of 457 amino acids. Gene Ontology annotation, biological process: DNA-templated transcription. Gene Ontology annotation, molecular function: DNA binding; zinc ion binding. The transcript is spliced from 5 exons. NCBI's taxonomy places the organism in Eukaryota, Fungi, Ascomycota, Sordariomycetes, Glomerellales, Glomerellaceae.